Molecule: messenger RNA, 5008 nt
Organism: Neogale vison (American mink)
Lineage: Eukaryota; Metazoa; Chordata; Mammalia; Carnivora; Mustelidae
Gene: ASPH
Product: aspartate beta-hydroxylase
Exons: 25
Coding region: 120-2282 (720 amino acids)
Biological process (GO): peptidyl-aspartic acid hydroxylation
Cellular component (GO): endoplasmic reticulum; membrane
Molecular function (GO): peptidyl-aspartic acid 3-dioxygenase activity; protein binding
Source: RefSeq, a predicted model, not a curated record
GGAGCAGUUGGCCAGGCUCAAGCUCUAGUAGGGAAGGGUGUUCGGCCUGCCUUAUACCUGCUGAUAGCACUCUAGUUUUUGUCUUCCAUCUGUAUUAUUCAUGGAUUGAAGCAACCAAAAUGGCUGAAGAGACAAAGCAUGGAGGACACAAAAACGGGAGGAAAGGAGGACUUUCUGGAAGUUCAUUUUUCACGUGGUUUAUGGUCAUUGCAUUGCUGGGCGUCUGGACUUCAGUAGCUGUCGUCUGGUUUGAUCUUGUUGAUUAUGAGGAAGUUUUAGGAAAACUAGGAGUCUAUGAUGCCGAUGGUGAUGGAGAUUUUGAUGUGGAAGAUGCCAAAGUUUUACUAGGCCUUAAAGAAAGAUCUGCUUCAAAGCCAACAGUCUCACCGGAAGAAGCUGAGCCAUACCCGUGGCUGGAGGAUCAGGUUCCCGAGGACUCAGGACCUCGGAAUGUUGAAGAUGAAGUAGAAGAACAAAUUCAGCCCCUUCUCCAUGAGUCAGUCUACACAGAACAUGGAGACGAUGAUGUGCAACAAGAAGAGGCUGAACAAGCAAGAGAACCACAACUGGAAGAUGAUGAUUUCCUUGUAGGAAGUGAUGCUGAUGAUAGAUUUGAGCCCUUGGAGACCAGAACAUUUCACGAAGAAACUGAAGAUAGUUACCCUGUAGAAGAGACAGCUUCACAGGUUUAUAAUCCGGAUAUGGAAGAGAUGAUGUAUGAGCAGGACAAUCCAGAUUCCAUGGAGCCAGUUGUGGGUGAUGAUGAAAGAAGGUACCAUGAAGCAGAUGACCUUACAUACCAAGACUAUGAUGAGCCAGUAUACGAACCAUCGGAAAAUGAAGGUCUAGAAAGUUCAGAUAAUGCUGUAGAAGAUUCAAACACAAUUUUAGAAGAAGCACACAUGCCCCCUGCUGAAGAACAACAGGAAGUACCACUAGAAACAAAUAGAAAAACAGACGAUCCAGAAAUAAAAGAAAAAGUUAAGAAAAAGAAGCCUAAACUAUUAAAUAAAUUUGAUAAGACUAUUAAAGCUGAACUUGAUGCUGCAGAAAAACUUCGUAAAAGGGGAAAAAUUGAAGAAGCAUUGAGUGCAUUCCAAGAACUAGUGCGCAAAUACCCUCAGAGUCCACGGGCAAGAUACGGAAAGGCACAGUGUGAAGACGAUCUGGCUGAGAAAAGAAGGAGCAACGAGGUGCUGCGUGGGGCCAUCGAAACCUACCAGGAGGUGGCCAGCCUGCCUGAUGUCCCCACAGACUUGCUGAAGCUGACCUUGAAGCGGCGCUCAGACAGACAGCAGUUUCUGGGUCACAUGAGAGGCUCUCUGAUUACCCUACAGAAGUUAGUUCAGCUGUUUCCUGAUGAUAUGUCUUUAAAGAACGACCUUGGAGUGGGGUAUCUCUUGAUAGGGGAUAAUCACAACGCUCAGAAGGUCUACGAAGAGGUUCUGAAUGUGACACCAAACGACGGCUUUGCUAAAGUACAUUAUGGCUUUAUCCUGAAGGCGCAGAACAAAAUUGCUGAGAGCAUUCCCUAUUUAAAGGAGGGAAUAGAAUCUGGAGAUCCCGGCACUGAUGAUGGAAGGUUUUACUUCCACCUGGGGGAUGCCAUGCAGCGGGUUGGGAACAAAGAGGCAUAUAAGUGGUACGAGCUUGGGCACAAGAGGGGCCAUUUUGCAUCUGUAUGGCAGCGCUCUCUCUACAACGUGCAUGGACUGAAAGCCCAGCCCUGGUGGACCCCGAAAGAAACAGGCUACACAGAAUUAGUGAAGUCCUUAGAAAGAAACUGGAAAUUAAUCCGUGAUGAAGGCCUUGCAGUGAUGGAUAAAGCCAAGGGCCUCUUCCUGCCUGAAGAUGAAAACCUGAGGGAGAAGGGCGACUGGAGCCAGUUUACGCUGUGGCAGCAAGGAAGAAAAAAUGAAAAUGCCUGUAAAGGAGCUCCUAAAACCUGUUCGUUACUAGAUAAAUUUCCCGAGACGACAGGAUGCCGAAGAGGACAGAUCAAAUACUCGGUCAUGCACCCCGGAACGCACGUGUGGCCGCACACGGGGCCCACCAACUGCAGGCUCCGAAUGCACUUGGGCUUGGUCAUUCCCAAGAAAGGCUGCAAGAUCCGCUGCGCCAACGAGACCAGGACAUGGGAAGAAGGCAAGGUGCUCAUCUUUGAUGACUCUUUCGAGCACGAGGUGUGGCAGGACGCCGCGUCUUUCCGACUGAUCUUCAUCGUGGAUGUGUGGCACCCAGAGCUGACACCCCAGCAGAGACACAGCCUUCCUGCGAUUUAGCAUGUCGUGCAGGCUUGGGACACACUGGAGAGAAGCUGCCUGCUGGCUCUCUCUCCUUGGGUGUGGGGACAGAGGUUCUAAAUUUGACGGCCCAUCAUUCUCUUGAUGGGCAGCUCUCCCAAUUCUAAGGCUCCUCCUAGGGUUAGAAGACACUAAAUGGAAUAUUUUGCCUUGCUGCAGUUCACGUUGAAAGCCCCCCGCUGUCCUUCAUCCCUCGACAGCACCCAUCAUCUGAUGCCGUAUUUGCGGUGAAGACGUGAGAGCUUCUGCCUUGUCAGCCAAAGAUAUUUUUCCCCCUUUGAAGAGGCCUCAGUCAGUGUACAAUGAGAAUUCGUGUAGAAACUGUGAAUGGAUCACUUCAGUUUGUAAUUUUUCUAUGCAAUUAUAUUUUUCUAGGGCAUCUAGGCCAUGUUUUUCAUCAUGUACCACUACUUUUUUGUUGAGUUUAAUAAUAAGCUGUGUAAAUGCUUUACUUCUAGCUGGCUUAAUGGUGACUUCCCCCUUGAACUCAGAAUUCCCUCUUUUAAUUCUGUUUAGUAAAAGACACUCAUAAAGAAGCAAUUUUAUUUUCCUAAUACAAAGGGGAAAGAUGUAAUUACACUGAUGUCUGUUACCUGUACUGCUUCCCACCCACUGAGUCUGUUUGCUUUCUUACCUUCAUUGAGAGCCAUUGUCUUAAUGUCUCUCCUAGCCAUGCAAAUGGUGGAGAUGCUGUCUUUCUAAGAGGAGCUUUUCACACUGAAACAGGACACAGAGUCAUUUUAUAUUGAGUCACAAAAAGUGUCACCAGUAAAUUUUUUUAAUGCCAAGAAUUAGAACUGAAAAAAAAAAAAGUAACAUUACUGAAAGUAAAAAUUUUCUCUCGGGAUGAGGCAGACAGGCAGCUGCCAGGACAUCUGGCUCCUUGGGCUCUUUGGCAUCUGAGACAGGCCCCGAAUCCAGAGUCUCUUUGCCUGUUGUAAAUCCCUGUACAUGGAUUCCCAUCACAGUUUUAUAAAAAUACGAAGGAUGGCAGAGCGGAAGCCCAAGAAUGCCAGUAUCUUGGUCCUGGGUUCAGGAUCACCACCUUCUCUGAAAGAGUUCGAAAGACUUUUCUCUUUCCCUGGCUUGAGAAACUUCUGCCGUUUAAGUAGAGCUUAGAAGUAGCAGUUGUUAUCCACAGGUUAGCUCUAAUCUUACCCACAGCAUAGAAACAACUGUGGAAAAAUGGUCUUGCCUACUUAUUCCAAAGAUGAUCAAAUUAUUAAUUUAGAAGGACAUUAAUGUAUUAAAUAUUUCAUGUUUCCAAUCAAACCAGACAUGUUACAUAUACGAAUGUAGGGAUGCUCGUGCACCUGAAUUUUAAGCCAAUAUGAACAAAAAUGCUGAAGAAAUGACAAGUUAUCAGAUUUCAUUCAUCGGUAGAAAAAACACUUGUGCUUCCUUUCCAUCUACGGACAAGGAGGAUAAUUUAUCUCUUUUAAAAAGAGUUCUUUACCACUGAAAUGUACUCUUUUUGCUUGACAUUAGCUUCCAGGUAGAAAGGUUUGCAAAAUAUUUGUCCUGUUCCCUUCUGUUUUGCCAAAAACAGUCCCACUCAAAUAGAUGAAGAAGCAUGUGAGGAAAGUCUUCAAAUUAAUGACCACAGUCCAAAAGAAAAACCAAGCUCUUGAAAAAUCAAAAGGAGUUUUGUCCUUCAGUAUUUAUUGAACAGAAGAAAGACUGACAAAGGACAAUACAAUCCAAUGCUCAUGUAAUAACAUUCAUGUCAGUUCUUGAAUUUGGUUCUCGGAUGUAUAUUGCAUACACAUAAAGAAAUUUAAAGUAUAAGUUGUCAGUGUUAAACCAUCAUCUUACAUUCAUUUAAUGAAGUCAUGGCAUAGAGUAAAAACUAGCUCUUAACUUAAUAACUAUAAUAUGGUAUUUAAAAUCAGGUCACUACAGUAGGAUUCUCUAUAUUGCCAAUUGAAAAGCCAAAAUUAUUACUGUUGCAAAGUGUUGGCAAUAAUCGAUUCCGGUAGCAUUUUAAAUACUUGGAUCCCACAACUGUUUUAUAAACCCGGUCAUAACAUAGAUUUUCUAAUUCACUUUAAUUCUUUAUCUUUCUUCCCUAUGGAAUUCUGUGUGGAAUAUAAGAAAAGUGUUUCAGUCACUGCAUGGGUAGAGUUAUCUCAGUGUUACUGUUUUGUUAUUUGAAAUGUCUACACAAAACGAAUGGGUUUUAUGUAUACCAUGAUCCAGUUGGUCAAGAAAUAUUUAUAAUUCUAUUUCAAUUUUAUUUCAAGGGUAGAAUACAAAAAUUACAUCUCUUAUUCUCCUCUGCCAGUAGAAAACAAAUUGAAACACUAGAUUCAUUGAGAAAGAGAUGUACUAAAUGGUAAAGAUUAGUAAUAAUAAUAUCUACCUAGGUUGAUUAUGGCCAGUUGAAUCACCUCUUUUCUUUGAAUUUUUAGUUAAUUCUCCCAAGUCCUUAAAACAUAAAAUCAUAUUUUUCUGCCCAACUAAAAUAUCUUUUAUUUGAUACUGAGCACCAACUGGUCAUGCUGACUAAUGCUCAUGUCAUGUGGAUGGCUGGGAAGAUACGAGAUGCCUUAAACACAAACGGGUUUUGGGAAACGUGGCGCGAGUAAGGAUAUCCUAUCCUGUGUUACCUGUUUAUCUCUAUUUAAUUUCCUUUGAAUGGAUAGUUGGGGACUCCCAUUUCUAAGGAGAAUAGACAAAGAAAUAAAAUGAUCUUUGGCAUUUUA